GGGGCCUGUUGAAUUUUUGGCCAAGCUUGCUUCCUGUCAAACUUUUAAUCUUUUCUCGUUGUUUUACGCAUAGCUCUCGUUCUUAAAAGUUCGUGACCAGGCCUCCUUGUAAGAUCACGUUCCAUGUAUAGAGAAUGAGAACAGACGAUGUACUGUGUUGCAAGCCAGAGUUCUGGGUGUUUCUAGUUAUAUGUUUGGCUCUAGUGAUAUUUGCCGGCAUCACUUCCGGGCUCGCUUUGGGACUCCUCUCGUUUAGCCAAGUUGAUCUCGAGGUCCUCAUGAAGGCCGGACAGCCUCAUGAGAGGAAAAAUGCAGCCAGGAUCUUACCGCUCGUAAAGAACGAGCAUUUGCUUUUGUGUACCCUUCUUGUUGGAAAAUCACUGGCAAUGGAGGCACUUCCCAUUUUCCUGGAUUCAAUUCUCCCAUCAUGGGUGGCGAUUCUAAUGUCGGUCACCCUGGUACUUGCCUUUGCAGAGAUCAUCCCACAGGCUGUGUGCUCUCGGUAUGGACUCAGUCUCGGUGCUAGAUUAUCGGCUUUUGUUCGGUUGCUUCUCUUGGUCUUCCUCCCUGUAUCAUACCCAAUAAGCAAGAUGUUGGACUGGCUUCUGGGGAGGGCACAUUCGGCAUUAUAUCGGCGAGCAGAGCUGAAGACUUUGGUGGAUCUGCAUGCAAACAAGGCGGGAAAAGGAGGAGACUUAUCGCAUCACGAAACAAGCAUAAUCACGGGCGCUUUGGACUUGACACAGAAAACUGCAAAAGAUGCAAUGACUCCAAUAUCAGAAAUAUUCUCGCUUGAUAUAAAUUCCAAACUCGACAUACACACAAUGGGACUCAUUGUAAGUAACGGCCACAGCAGGAUACCUGUCUACUCGGGGACCCCAACGAAUAUAAUCGGCUUAAUACUGGUGAAAAAUUUGAUCUUCUGUCGCCCUGAAGACAAGACCCCAAUUAAGUUUCUGACUGUCAGGAGGAUUCCUAGAGUACGCGAGGAUUGGCCAUUGUAUGACAUACUGACUCAGUUCCGGAAGGGUCACAGCCACAUGGCUAUUGUCCUUAAGAGCAAAGAGGGUGCCCAAGACACGGAUAACUUUUCUGACAAGCCUGCGACUACCGUGGCAACUACCUGUUUGAACUUGAAACAGAAUCGAGAAGUGAAGAAAGGAGGACCCUGUUCUCCCUUGAGCCACAGUGAGGGAAUCAACAUCUCUGCAGUCGCAACGCCUUUAUAUUCCACUGACUCAGAAUCUCUGAGCCCGUCUUUGGCAGAUGUUAUGGAGAUGUACAAAGAUAUGCCCUCACGGUUCGAAAGGGCCAAAAACAACGAUGCGAAUAUCCCACUGGAAGAUUCAGAAUCUCUACCAGGUAACCUAGAUGAAGCGGUCAUCGGCAUAAUAACCUUGGAGGAUGUAAUGGAGGAACUCAUACAGGAAGAAAUCUUGGACGAAACUGAUGAAUAUGUUGACCUCCAUAACAAGAUCAGGAUCAAUCUGCCAUCUUCGAGAGCCUCAUUAGGAUCACCUGGAAGGGCACCGAUUUCUCGCAUCCAUUGGAGAACUCCAGAGCCAUCGCCACCUUCAUAUACUGCUAUACUGAAUUCACCCAUUUCCCCAUAUAUUCGGCCACCGCUUGGAAGACCAGUUUUAUAUGCCUCUCCUGGUGCUUCAGUCAAUUCAUCAGCCGGCUCUACAUUGCCGAUUCGCAACUCUCCUUUACCUCACAAGAUCUCAAGGAAGUCAUAUGAGAAGCUGGACUGUCCCGCCUGUUAAUGAAGAUCUUCCUGAUGCAACAAUUCGCAUAACCACCAAUAAGAAAAGAAGAAUCUCGAUCUCCAAAUUGGCCCAGAGAAGUAUGAUGGCAUGUAUUAGUCGGCGAUAUUUUUCUAGUUGUAGCGCAACCAGUGCAAAUUUGAUAGAGGCAUCGUGCGAAAAUGGCAACAGUGGAAUGGUGCGAUGCAUCGCAAAUGAUUAAGCAAGCUUCCUCUGCUGCACUAUUAGUACAAUGUUACAAAGCCAUGCAAUCCAAUCAGCUGUCAAGCUGGACAUAUCACCCAGUGUCAAACAUUUUCUGUAGAUUAGAGAAAGAAAAUACUCAGAUUUAACAUUCUGAGAUCUCCAUAGGUACGGAGAAGUAAUUUGGUCGUAUGAAACUGCUAAUCGAGUGCUGAUGACAAGAAAACAUCAAUAUCAGUCCCGCCGACAAACCGAACUCAAACACGAUAAUUUCAAUAAAGGAUGGACAUUUAUAACUAGCGCAUUCAAGGUUAUAACUUAUAAGCCAGAGUCCCAACACUUGAGAGAUAUCGGCUCGCGGCCUACUUGCUUCAUGAGAAAUAGAGAAAUGUCACCUAAAGCAUAUGAAGGCCGAAAGCCAAGAUACUUGUGCUAUAAUCUGUCCAUUUUUCAAUGUUCACUUAAUAGCUUAUACCAUGCACAACAUUUAAAUAGAACGUCUUCUCAAGAAAUAUCUUUAGCAAUUAGAGGGGAAAAGAAUCUCAGCAGAAAGUGACAAAUAAGAAAAGAAUAACCUACGAAAAAGAGUAAAAAGGAAGGCUCUGUCUGUCCACUGAUUUUUCCGGAUAAGGUAUCAAUCUAUGUGAUAUUGUCGUGUCACGAG
Rhodamnia argentea is the source of this 2613-nucleotide messenger RNA. Its product is annotated as DUF21 domain-containing protein At5g52790-like. Gene Ontology annotation, biological process: magnesium ion homeostasis. NCBI's taxonomy places the organism in Eukaryota, Viridiplantae, Streptophyta, Magnoliopsida, Myrtales, Myrtaceae. The record is from RefSeq and is a predicted model, not a curated record. The transcript has 14 exons. The coding region runs from base 135 to 1766 and encodes 543 amino acids. Gene Ontology annotation, cellular component: intracellular membrane-bounded organelle.